AACACAUUCACUCUGGAGCAAGGAACCAUUUUUCUAGAGCUCCAAUCCAAAAUUAAGAAAUUUUACUUUGAUCAUACACUUUGACUUCUGUAUUCAUUUUCAAUCGUUUUUAAAAAGAAUCAUAUCAGAUUACUGUACCAGAAAGCUUUCAGUCAGACAAGCCGCACAAUGACUCAGUUUUUAUCAACCUGCUUCUUAGUGUUGAUAUCAGCGCAACUGGUCAAAUCAUCUGGUGUGUUUGAGUUGAAGAUUCACUCUUUCACAACCUCCAGCAGCAGUGUGUGUAAACAGUCCAGAGACUGUCAGAUUUCUUUCCGUGUUUGCCUGAACUACACGGAGGAUGUCAUAUCAUAUAGGCUGGCAUGUUCAAAUGGCAGUGGACUGACAGGAACAUUCACAGACCAGAGCUCCAUUUCCACUAGUGCACUGAUAACUUUGCCCUUUAACUUAAAGUGGCUGGGAACUGUCUCAGUGAUAAUUGAAGCAUGGAAUACAGAGUCCUCCAAUGAUCCAUCAACAGAGGAUCUAAAGAGUAUGAUUAGCUGCUUCACCACCAAAAGAAAUCUUACUAUUGGUGAGAAAUGGUCCCAGGAUGUGCAUCUUGGAGAGCAAAGUAAACUACGUUUUUCUUACCGCGUAGUGUGCGUUGAAUUCUACUAUGGCGAUGACUGCUCUUAUUUCUGCCGUCCACGGGAUGACCCGUUCGGUCACUUUGACUGUGAUGCCUCUGGAAAUAGAAUUUGCUUGCCUGAAUGGAAAGGCGAAUAUUGUGCAGAACCUAUCUGCUCAUCCGGCUGUAGUGAGCACGGUUAUUGUGAGGCCCCCGGUCAGUGCAAGUGCCUGUACGGUUGGCGGGGCCCCCUCUGUAACGAGUGCAUACCCUACCCAGGGUGCGUACAUGGAACUUGCAAUCAAGCCUGGCAGUGCAAUUGUAAGGAGGGAUGGGGUGGCCUAUUGUGUGACAAGGAUAAAAAUGUCUGAAUUCAGAAAUUCAGUAUUUUUCUGGUUACAUGUUUUCAUUUAUAAUAGGCUAUAUGGGGAAUAAAAACUGAAAAAAAAAAAGUAAUCCUUUCUUUGAUUAUGAUGUCCUGUUAACAAUAGACUGUGUUUGUGGCAAAAUGUGACAUUUCUUUACAUUUAUUCAAUAUUAUGAGCAUAUUUUUAGGGCCAGUGUGAUAUGAAGGGGACAUUUCAACUGAAACUGUGAUCUGAAUACAGAGAUGAGUCAGACUCAUGCCCAUCACACCCAAGCUGUUUUAUGCUAUCAUGACCCCUGCUGGUAGGUUUUGGAAUUACAUCUGGCUGAGAAUAUUUCAGUUUCUGUCCCCACUUCUACUUUGACGCUUCAAAAAGUUCAUAAAGAGAUUGUAAAACUAA
Molecule: messenger RNA, 1377 nt
Organism: Megalobrama amblycephala (Wuchang bream)
Lineage: Eukaryota; Metazoa; Chordata; Actinopteri; Cypriniformes; Xenocyprididae
Product: delta-like protein C
Exons: 5
Coding region: 169-981 (270 amino acids)
Biological process (GO): Notch signaling pathway; cell communication; multicellular organism development
Cellular component (GO): extracellular region; membrane; cell surface
Molecular function (GO): signaling receptor binding
Source: RefSeq, a predicted model, not a curated record